CAUAGCACCCCCACCAUUUCCAUCUUAUGCUUUGCUUUGAGUUCAAGUGCACUGCUUAAUUACAUUGCUUUGUUUUUUAGAUUAUUUUUCUGUCCUUUUAUUGUUAUAAUUAUAAUUUUUAUAGAUUUCAAUUCUUUCUUUUGCACCAAGAAUUUUACUUCAUUUAGGGUUUUGGGCAGUUAUGUGUUGAGGAUGUUGAGUGAUUAAUUUGUUGUCAACUUGGCAUUUUUUAAAAGUCAAUAGUUGGUUUUGGUUUGGAUGGUGGGGUUUGAAGAAUCGAUGUAUGUGUAGGCAGCGUGUGAGGGCUCUGACAAAUUGCUCCUGAGAAUGGCUGAUGUAGCAGGUCUUGCUGAGGCUGCUGGGUCAAGGUUUAGUUCAUUGGAGCUCAUUGGACAGGGAUCAUUUGGCGACGUCUAUAAAGCGUUUGACAAGGAGCUCAACAAAGAAGUCGCUCUCAAAGUGAUUGAUUUAGAAGAGUCAGAGGAUGAAGUUGAGGACAUUCAGAAGGAAAUUUCUGUGCUGUCACAAUGUCGAUCUCAGUACAUUACUGAGUAUUAUGGUUCAUUUCUCAAUAAAACAAAACUUUGGAUAAUAAUGGAAUACAUGGCUGGAGGCUCUGUUGCUGAUCUACUCCAGUCAGGUCCUCCACUUGAUGAAUUGUCGAUUGCUUGCAUUCUACGGGACUUGCUUCAUGCGAUUGAUUACCUACACAAUGAAGGAAAAAUUCAUAGAGACAUUAAAGCUGCAAACAUUUUAUUGACUGAGAAUGGUGAUGUAAAGGUUGCAGAUUUUGGUGUUUCUGCACAGUUAACCAGGACAAUGUCAAGGAGAAAAACAUUUGUAGGAACACCAUUCUGGAUGGCACCUGAGGUUAUUCAAAAUUCAGAAGGAUAUAAUGAGAAGGCAGAUAUCUGGUCACUUGGGAUUACUGCAAUUGAGAUGGCAAAAGGGGAGCCACCCCUUGCUGAUCUUCAUCCUAUGAGAGUGCUUUUCAUUAUACCUCGAGAUAAUCCGCCACAGCUAGAUGAACAUUUUUCCCGUUCCAUGAAAGAAUUUGUUUCUUUAUGUUUGAAGAAGGUUCCUACCGAGAGGCCGAGCGCUAAGGAGCUUCUCAAACACCGUUUCAUUCGGACUGCCAGAAAAAGUCCGAAGUUCCUGGAAAGAAUAAGGGAGCGUCCAAAAUACCAAGUGAAGGAAGAUCAGGCGGCACCUAGAAAUGGCCCGAGAGGGAUGGGGGAAGCAUCUGAUACUGUGAAGGUGGCAGGAGAUUUACGAGGUGAAGAAACUAAUCAGCCUAGUGAUCCGGGUAAAACCCUGAAAAGUUCUGGGUGGGACUUCAGCAUUGGUGGAUCACAGGGUACUGGAACCUUUCAUAGUGUUUCACGACCUCCUCACUUUAGAGAUAAGAAAAAUGAAGUUUCAAAUCAUCAGCUUAACCAAAUAAAAACUCCAGAGAGUGGCUAUCAAGGGGGAUCUGCUAAUAGGAGUGUACUUAAUGAGUCACUAGAAACUUCUGGGAAAAACCAUGGAAUAUCCUACCUUGAUGAGCAUCCAGAUAAUCACCGUGAGGAUGAUGAAUUGCCUGGGAACGGAUCAGGAACUGUUGUUGUUCGGUCUCCGAAGGGAUCACCGUCAUCAGUAUCACUGUUUCGCGACCAAAAUUCCCGGUCUAGCAGCAUCUAUGCUUCUUUUGAUGAUGCUUCUAAUAGCGGAACUAUUUCUUUACGUGGUCAGCAUGAUGAAUCUGAUACUCCACAGACACCAAGGUCCCCACUGGGACUUAGUAGCAAAUAUUCAAAUGCCUUGCCGGAAGAUAGUGCUACAAAUCUUGCAGAGGCGAAGGCUGCUAUCCAAGGAGGACUAAGGAAAGUUAAUGCUCGAGAGAGAUUUUCCUUGGGGAAGCUCAAUAAUGAUGUACAGGAAAACAGGAGCGAUCAAGUGUCAAACAGCUCUGAUUCUCCCAGACCAUCCCAUGAGUACAUUGAUGCACAAAAGGAUUUUUCAAGGUCACAUAACGCCAGUGAUGAUGAAGAAAAUGACAAAAUAAUGUCAUCCUCUGCACCAUUAUCUAUUUUGCUUAUUCCUUCAUUAAAAGAGGCCAUUGCUAACGAUCCAGAAGGGUCAAUCGCGCAAACUGUUAUCAAUUCACUUGUAAACAUGGAGAGGACCUCACCUAGAUCUUGUGAUGUGCUUAUCAAAAUGUUGCUUCAGCAGUUAGCAAGCUCAAAGGAGUCUUCAUUGAAGGACCUGCAAGAACUAGCAGCUCAAAUAUUCAACAAGACCAAUUCAGCUGAAGAAACCCACCGCAAUGCUGAGCCAGAUAACCGGAAGAAACAGCAGAAUAAGGAUCUUCAUUCAAAUAGCAGUUUAAGCCCACUUGCAAGAUUUCUUCUCUCAAGAUGGCAAGGCCAAAGCUCACGAGAUGUCAAUCCAGCUUGAGCGAGGGACGGAGCUAAUUUUUGUGUGCUGUUUUUGCUUCUGCAUUUAUCAUGAUUAAUUGUACAUAUAUUGUUGCAAUAAAAUGUUUUUAUACCUUAUAUCAGAAUUGUUAUAUUUUUUGCUAUCUUUGGAAAAAUCAGCAUUGUUGUACAAUUAGGAGUUUGCUAAGUUUCACCGAAAUCGUACCAUAAUACAAUUACUAAAAGCUGCUUCUUUACAUUUUGAGA
Molecule: messenger RNA, 2666 nt
Organism: Lotus japonicus
Lineage: Eukaryota; Viridiplantae; Streptophyta; Magnoliopsida; Fabales; Fabaceae
Exons: 21
Coding region: 328-2439 (703 amino acids)
Biological process (GO): protein phosphorylation
Molecular function (GO): ATP binding; protein kinase activity
Source: RefSeq, a predicted model, not a curated record